UUCAUGUUUUGCAGUUUAUGUUCCUUCAGAACUCUGCAAAGCAGUACUCUUGCGGUUGCACGACUUUGCGAACACUUUAAAAACACUUUAAAACUCUAAUGAUGACUAGAGGUUCCCUUUCAGUCAGUACACUAUAGGUUCCAGCGCUGUGUGUUGUACCUUGUUUCCUUCCUUCAGUAGCUAUAUUCAUAUCUUUACAUGAUUCAAGCUCAUUUAUAGGGGGUUAUACUGUUCUUGUUGGAGUGUCCUCAAGAGAAGCAAUGCUCACCUUUGAGCGUCUCAACAAGAGCUACAGUAUGAAGUGUGUGUGGUUACAACACGUAUCUGAUGUAUCAGUGCCAGAGAGCAGGGCUGAUGCAGCUAGCCGCACAGUGGCUAACCUUGCGGUGAUAAAUGACUGCACUUUCGCCACAAUAAAUAGAAAACAUCCUGUAUUGUGGUGAGGGCCGCAUCAACAGCGUAAUACGAUCAGGGGGAGCCGAGGUUAGAGCGUCACGCUUCGCUAAUGUGCAGCCCACCGUUUCGUGUGUGUGUGCAUACGUGUGUGUGUGUGGGGGGGAAUAAUGGUUUUGUCUCACACACAUACACAUGCGCACACCGUCUCCACUGGAGUGCUGUGGUCCUCUUAUCAGUAGGAGAUAGCCAUUCUCAGAGGUCCCCUCUAAUUAGCAUAUCUAAGUGGGCAGGCUGUUUGCUGUGCCUCCCUGUGUCAAUCUGAUAAAGUGACAGAUAACAGAGGAUAAGUGUGAAUGCCUAUAACCCUCAGGCGUGUUCUGGGCCAGUUGACUUGUAUCUGACCUCUCCCAGCCUUGUUCCCCUCCAUCCUCUUGUUCUCCUCUAUCUCACUGCCCCAUGUUUUAUUACUGGUGGUUUUGCCUUAUCUGUGGCCUCUAAGGAGUCAUAAGUCAAUCUUUGACUUGAAACGCUUGUCUAAACUCUAAACCGUUUGCCUGGCCCUCUACUGCACAGGAGACAACAGUGUUUCAGAGUGCUUUCACGGACACACAUAGCCCAGGAUCAAGAUGAGUGAUGUAUUUUAUGAGCGGUGUAUUUUAUGAGUGGUGUAUUUGCUCUAUUACCACUACCAUCCUGUAAUGAUGCCUUGGUAUCACUAUUUAAGCCAUUGCCUUGGUCUUGCUAUUCUCUCCUAGCAGACACUGAUAGAGUAACUCACGUCUGACAAUUUCUUAGGGGCGGCCAAAUGAACUGUUCGGCCUGAGGAGUGAAGGGCAUGGCAUAGAUCCAGAGAGAGAGACUCAAUCAUUCAGCAAACCUCUCCACUUCCACCAUGAGCUGGGACUGAAGAGUUACCUCUACAGCUUCAUUUUAUGGUGUAAGAAAGGGCUACUGGACAUAUCGUCAGCAUGGAUGAAAAGAGGAAAGAGAUGGACCUCCUGAGCAACAGCAUAGCUGCCUACGCACACAUCAAAGAGAACCCGGAGAGCUUUGGGCUGUACUUUGUGAUCGGGGUUUGUUUCGGCCUGGUCCUCACCCUCUGCCUCCUGGUCAUCCGGAUCUCCUGCAAGCCCCGCACCAACAUCCCGGCCUCCACGCCCGAGAAGAAACACUUAAAGGACUUCAGUGAGGACGAAUGUGAUGAAGAUAGCGAGGAUGAGGAAGAGGAGGGUGACGUCGAAGCACCCGCCCCCCUGCCCACCACAGAGAUUCCCAUUGGCAUCCACCACAACCACAGCCAAUCGGACGGGACACUGAGCGUUAACGUGUUCACGUCGGCCGAGGAGCUGGAGCGGGCGCAGCGAUUGGAGGAGAGGGAGCGAAUCAUACGGGAGAUCUGGAGGAAUGGGCAGCCUGAUAUCCUGGGUUCAGGAACAGGCACUAUAGGUCGGGUGCACUACUACUAACGCCCAGUACUACAGGACCACUGAAUGGACAUACUAUAUAGAACUAUGAUGCUAUGGAAUCAGGGGGUACACUGUGGUCCACACCCGCCAAAGACAGACUUAGAUUCAGACCUCUGGGUGGGUCAGUGCCCCUGAGGGAGAUCUUAUGUUUCCCAUCAGGGGUGUUACUCAUGCUGUUGCAUACAGGCAGGUCACAGAUGGCGCGCUACUUCGAUCUGGUGUGUAUUCAGUGAUGUGAAAUGUUCUGAACGUUGAGAGGUCACUUCCUUUUGUGUGCUAUGGGGCCAUGUUUCCCUCAACACAUUGGUGAGUUUACAGCGGGACAGCUCCGAGGAACUGUUAGUCAUUAUGUUAGGAAAUUAUCCUCAAUGCUUUAGAGUGGUCUUGGAACCUUCUGUGAGGAAAUAGCGUCGCCUAAGUAAGAAAAUAGAAAUAGAGUCGGUGGGACCAUUUUUCACCUGAUGUCAAGUCAUUUUGGAUUUGGACUGCUCAGUUUGCUCAAUUUAAAGACACAGUUUUAGGCUGUUGUCAGAACCAAUUACACUUGGGGAAAUUAAAUAAUUAAAGUGUUAAACUCAAAAGGCCUUGUGGUCGUUUCUGUUACACAUGUCUUUUAGACAAACAAUGCUCUUCCUUAAAAUAUCCCUGGGCUAUGUAUUUUGAAUAUACUGUACAAUAUAAAGAUAGUCUAGGGGUGAAAUGUAACAACUGAAAGACCUCAGUUGAGCCAUUUAAUUACAAUGGAUUGUAAGGUCACUCAUUGUUAAUCUUAAUCAUUUGCUACCAUGUGUGCCUUGAAAUGUUAAAUAGAUAAGUUUAAGAUAUUGUAUUAUAAAAAUCAUGUUUGCUAAAUGUUUUGGCAAAACCCAGUGUUAACAAAAUAAAGUCUUAUUUUAUUGUAUGAAAUAAAUCACAGGAAAAAGGA
Molecule: messenger RNA, 2787 nt
Organism: Salmo salar (Atlantic salmon)
Lineage: Eukaryota; Metazoa; Chordata; Actinopteri; Salmoniformes; Salmonidae
Product: protein eva-1 homolog B
Source: RefSeq, a predicted model, not a curated record